Messenger RNA from Kickxella alabastrina, 1130 nucleotides. RefSeq names its product tRNA methyltransferase complex subunit Cpd1. The transcript has a single exon. Gene Ontology annotation, cellular component: nucleus; tRNA (m1A) methyltransferase complex. Gene Ontology annotation, biological process: tRNA methylation. NCBI's taxonomy places the organism in Eukaryota, Fungi, Kickxellomycota, Kickxellomycetes, Kickxellales, Kickxellaceae. The record is from RefSeq and is a predicted model, not a curated record. The coding region runs from base 85 to 1053 and encodes 322 amino acids.
AGUGCGCUCCUUUCACCUCUCUACAUUUGAUUGUUUUAUAUCUUUUAAACCAAGGACUCACUUUCCCAUAGUCUUAGAUAUACAAUGUUCCACGAGUACAAGAACUUUGUCGAAGAUGGCGACAUGGUCGUCAUUUACAUCAACCACGACUCAAUGGCUCCGAUCACUGUCACCGCUGGGCAAGUAUACAACAACAGGUUUGGAACCUUUAAGCACGAAGAUAUGAUUGGACUUAAGUACGGCAGCAAGCUCAUGACUCAGGAUAACAGGGGCUUUGUUUACCUUUUGCACCCGACGCCGGCGUUGUGGACUCAGGUUGUUCCUCAUCGCACGCAGAUUCUGUAUCUGCCUGACAUCUCCUUUGUUUCCUUGCACCUGGACCUAAAGCCAGGGACAGUCAUGAUUGAGUCUGGUACAGGCAGUGGCUCAUUUUCACACUCGAUUGCGCGCACCAUAGCACCAACAGGCCAUCUUUAUACAUUCGAGUACCAUGAGAUCCGUGCGGCGACGGCGCGGAAAGAGUUUUUGGACCACAAUCUGUCGCAUAUGGUCACCAUUGAGCACAGAGACGUUAUUGCCAACGGCUUUGGGAUGCUCAAUGCUGCUGACGCUGUGUUCCUCGACUUGCCUGCUCCCUGGGAUGCAGUUGCGGCUGCUAAGGAUGCGCUUCGCAAAGACACCAUUGGCCGUAUAUGCUGCUUCAGCCCGUGCAUUGAGCAGGUGCAGCGUACAGCGCUGGCGCUGGAUGAACAUGGUUUUUCCGAUAUCCGCAUGUACGAGUGCCUGGCCAAGGACCACGAGGUCCGUGUAGUGUCACAGCCUGACAUUGAGGAGGCGAUCAGCGGGCAGAAGGUCAACUUUAAAAUGUCCAAGUUUGAUAGAAAGAAGCGCAAGCUUGAAUCCGGCGCUGGCUAUUCGGGCAGCGAACAAAACGGAAGCUCAGUUUCGACGGAUAUUCUGAUGACAAAGCCCGUCGAUGUUGCUCGCGGACACACUAGCUACCUGACAUUCGCAAUUCUGGCAGCAGAACAGGGCGGAAGCAUGUCUGAGUAGAACACAAAUAUCCUAUCAGCAACAACAUAUAAAUGAGAUAUUUUGUUGCCAAUAAAAUUGAUUUUUUGAUAGCCUGC